AUGGGCGUAAAAGGCUUCGUUGAAGGUGGCAUAGCUUCCAUCAUAGCCGGAGCUUCCACGCACCCACUUGACCUCAUCAAAGUCCGCAUCCAACUUCAAGGCGAAUCCCACCUCCCCAACCCUGCAAUGCAGCCCGCUCUCCGCCCGGCCCUCUCCUUCACCUCCGCCACCACCUCCAUGCCGUCUACAUUCUGUGCACCCGCGCCCCAACCACCCCGAGUGGGGCCUGUCUCCCUUGGACUCCGCAUUGCGCAGACCGAAGGCAUUGCAGCGCUGUUCUCGGGGGUCUCCGCCACCAUCCUCCGCCAAACCCUCUACUCCACCACCCGCAUGGGCCUCUACGACAUCCUCAAGCGGAAAUGGGCCGACCCUGAAUCCGGAAACCUCCCGCUCCCGCGCAAGUUAGCCGCUGGACUGGUGGCUGGAGGCGUUGGCGCCGCCGUCGGCAACCCCGCUGACGUGGCAAUGGUCCGCAUGCAGGCUGACGGGCGCCUCCCGAUCCACCAGCGCCGCAACUACAAGAGCGUGAUCGACGCAAUUCGGGAAAUGUCGAAACACGAGGGGAUCACUAGCCUGUGGCGCGGCUCCUCUCUUACGGUGAACCGCGCCAUGAUCGUGACGGCAUCACAGUUGGCCUCUUACGAUCAGAUGAAGGAGGUGAUAUUGGAGAAGGGCAUCAUGAACGACGGGAUUGGGACCCACGUGGUGGCGAGCUUCGGGGCCGGGUUCGUGGCCGCCGUGGCGUCGAACCCGAUCGACGUGAUCAAGACGAGGGUGAUGAAUAUGAAGGUGGAGGCCGGGGCUACGGCACCGUACUCGGGUGCGUUGGAUUGUGCGAUGAAGACAGUGAGGGCUGAAGGUCCCAUGGCUUUGUAUAAGGGCUUUAUUCCUACCAUCUCAAGGCAAGGACCUUUUACUGUGGUCUUGUUCGUUACCUUGGAGAAGGUCCGUGAGCUCCUCAAAGAUUUUUGA
Molecule: messenger RNA, 972 nt
Organism: Prunus armeniaca (apricot)
Lineage: Eukaryota; Viridiplantae; Streptophyta; Magnoliopsida; Rosales; Rosaceae
Source: the annotation of a GenBank genome assembly